AUGCAGUCCUUCGCCAGAGCAACUCGCGCCUCGGCGCUGCAAAACGUUGGCCGUCGAGCCUACUCUUCGUCGCAGUAUGCCCAGACCAUCAACAACCUGCGCAUCAACGCCGACACCAAGGUCAUCUACCAGGGCUUCACCGGAAAGCAGGGAACUUUCCACGCUCAACAAGCUAUCGAAUACGGCACCAAGGUCGUCGGUGGAACAAACCCCAAGAAGGCUGGCCAGACUCACCUCGGCCUCCCUGUCUUCAAGAACGUUGGUGAAGCCGUCAAGGAGACUGGUGCCACUGCUACUGGUCUCUUCGUCCCUCCUCCUCUGGCCGCCGCCGGUAUCGAGGAGGCCCUCGAGGCCGAGAUCCCCCUCGUUGUCUGCAUCACUGAGGGUAUCCCCCAGCACGACAUGGUUCGCAUCACCGACAUGCUCAAGACCCAAAGCAAGACCCGUCUCGUCGGACCCAACUGCCCCGGUAUCAUUGCACCCGAACAGUGCAAGAUCGGUAUCAUGCCUGGCUUCAUCCACAAGCGCGGCCGCAUCGGUAUCGUCUCUCGUUCCGGUACCCUCACCUACGAGGCCGUCAACCAGACCACCCAGGCCGGUCUUGGUCAGUCUCUCGUUGUCGGAAUCGGCGGUGACCCCUUCUCCGGUACCAACUUCAUCGACUGCCUCAAGGUCUUCACUGAGGACCCCGACACCGACGGUAUCAUCAUGAUUGGUGAGAUUGGUGGUUCUGCCGAGGAGGAUGCCGCCGAGUUCCUCAAGCAGGCCAACACUGUCAACGGUGGUAAGCCCGUUGUCAGCUUCAUCGCUGGUAUCUCUGCUCCUCCCGGUCGACGAAUGGGACACGCCGGUGCUAUCGUUUCCGGUGGUAAGGGUGGUGCCGACACCAAGAUCAAGGCUCUCGAGGACGCUGGUGUCAUUGUCGAGCGCUCUCCCGCUGGUCUGGGCAAGGCUCUCUACAACGAGUUCGUCCGCCGCGAUCUGCUAUAA
Molecule: messenger RNA, 990 nt
Organism: Fusarium mangiferae
Lineage: Eukaryota; Fungi; Ascomycota; Sordariomycetes; Hypocreales; Nectriaceae
Product: putative atp-specific succinyl-coa synthetase alpha subunit
Exons: 5
Coding region: 1-990 (329 amino acids)
Biological process (GO): tricarboxylic acid cycle
Cellular component (GO): succinate-CoA ligase complex (ADP-forming); mitochondrion
Molecular function (GO): succinate-CoA ligase (GDP-forming) activity; succinate-CoA ligase (ADP-forming) activity
Source: RefSeq, a predicted model, not a curated record